This is a messenger RNA of Orycteropus afer afer, 606 nucleotides long. RefSeq names its product insulin like 6 (gene INSL6). The transcript has 2 exons. NCBI's taxonomy places the organism in Eukaryota, Metazoa, Chordata, Mammalia, Tubulidentata, Orycteropodidae. Gene Ontology annotation, molecular function: hormone activity. Gene Ontology annotation, cellular component: extracellular region. The record is from RefSeq and is a predicted model, not a curated record. The coding region runs from base 1 to 606 and encodes 201 amino acids.
AUGCCACCUCUUAUCAGCUUGUGUCGGCUGCGGUUCGGUCUUUUGCUAGUUCUGUUUUCCCUUGAGCUGGGUAACGCCUCUAGGGCAAAGAAACUAUGCGGCAGGCACCUGCUGAAGGAAAUAGUAAAACUCUGUGGCUUGGAAGAUUGGAGUCUGUUCGAGGAGGGACCUUCUCACCAUCAGUUGGUGCCCCGCGCUGUGGACGCAAUGGGCGCCUGCUUCCGCGCCGGGCUCCCACGCUCCCCAGUGCCGUCCCCAGGCGGGGGCACAGGCCCACAGCCAGUAUCUACUGCUGCCUCUAUGGAAGAAGCAAUAAAUAGUUUGAAGUCACUGCCUGAAUAUCAGCAUCAGAAGGCCAACUCCCCACCUGACAAGACAAGGCAACUUUCCUUACCACAUAUCAACACAUAUAUUCACAAGAUUCAGGAUAAAAAUACAAACAAAAUCAAAACCUUAAGCAAUUUGUUUUGGGGGAAUCAUCCCCAAAGAAAACGCAGAGGAUAUUCAGAAAAGUGCUGUCUUAAAGGAUGUACAAAAGGUGAACUUAGCAUUGCAUGCCUUCCAUAUAUUGAUUAUAAAAAGUUAGAAACUGACCACCAAUUGUGA